AUGGCGAAACGCCAGCAAGAUGAUGCAGUUUCAACGCCUUCAAAGCGACUGCGGCGGCCUACACCGAAGAAAGCCUACGUGGAGGACUCGGACCCCGACUCAAAUGAUCUGUCCACGGACGAAAAUGCCACGCCAUCAAAGCGAACAGUAGCCAGGAAGACCGGCGAUAGCGCAACUCCCCGACCGAACGGGACUACCUUGUUCGCCACUCCGUCAGGGGGAACAAUCCAGACACCCUCGAAAGCGAGACGUGCCGACCAGUCUGCUAAACGCAAGAGUGCCCGCGCUCUGGCCGACGUCCAGGAUGAGGAUGACUGGGAGGGGAAUAAUGCACUUGCGAGAGAGAUUCUGAAUGACGAGCGGGCAGAAGCAAGACAAUCAGUCGAAGCUGGGGAUACCACACCCGCUGCAACACCCUCCAAACGUGGUCGAGGACGACCUCCUGGAGCCAAGAACAAAAGAUCUCCCACUCCGGAAGGUGACAUAGCGCCGGAGGAGCGAUACUUCUUCCAAAAUCGAAUGGGCCCGCUGAGAAUAUCAAAUAAUGCCUUUUCAAAGGUCAAACCGCUGACUCAUGAAGAGUAUUUCGAGAACACGAGACAACUCGGGGAAAGUCAUAAAGUCGAGAAGGAGUUCCUCAUGAAAUUGCACGCCCGGGCAUUUACACAAUGGGAUCUGGAGCUAUCUGAGGGCUACAGUGUCUGCUUAUAUGGCUAUGGCAGCAAGGCUGUAUUGGUCAACAGGUUCGCGACUUGGCUCUAUAACCAUUCUAGUCCACGAGCACGAAUUGUUGUGGUCAACGGCUAUGCUCCAAAGCUCAAUAUCAGGACCAUUCUGAACACCAUCGGCUCAGCAAUAGUGGGCAAUGAAAAAGAUCUGAAGCUCACAGGCCAACCGCAGGAUAUGCUGGAGACGCUAUUCGAGCGCCUCGAAGAAGCCGCCCCUGAGGGACCACUUUACGUCCUGGUAAAUUCUAUCGACUCACCCUCGCUUCGCAAGUCAAGCACUCAGGCCGUUCUGGCACGGCUGGCAAGUCAUCGCCUAGUCCGCCUGGUCGGAACAGCCGAUUCGCCCACUCUACCUUUGCUCUGGAAUUCAACGUUACUGGACAAAUACAACUUCGUUUUUCACGACUGCACGACUUUUGCGCCCUACAAGGUGGAGCUUAGCGUCGUUGACGAUGUCAACGAACUUCUUGGCCGCAAAGGCCGGCGAGCAGGUGGCCAGGAAGGUAUCAAAUACGUGCUGCAAUCUUUGCCUCCCAAUGCUCAGAAGCUCUAUCAUAUUCUCAUCAGCGAAAUUCUGUCUAUACUUGCCGGAGACUUUGAUGCCGAGGAAGAGGACGACGUUGGUGGGUCCCGAGGCAAGCCUAUGCAGGAUCUGGCCGAAGAGACUGGCGUUGAGUAUAGGCUACUGUACGACAAGGCCUGUGACGCUUUCAUCUGUACGAGUGAAAUGAACUUCAGGUUCUUGCUGAAAGAGUUCCACGACCACCAGAUGAUCACGAGCAAAAGAGACGCGGCGGGAACCGAAAUGAUGUGUGUGCCCUUGGGUAGGGAAGAAAUGCAGGGGUUGUUGCAAGAUCUGGUUUCUCUAGACUAG
Cyphellophora europaea CBS 101466 is the source of this 1602-nucleotide messenger RNA. RefSeq lists its product as uncharacterized. Gene Ontology annotation, cellular component: nucleus; nuclear origin of replication recognition complex. The record is from RefSeq and is a predicted model, not a curated record. Gene Ontology annotation, molecular function: DNA replication origin binding. Lineage: Eukaryota; Fungi; Ascomycota; Eurotiomycetes; Chaetothyriales; Cyphellophoraceae. The transcript has a single exon. The coding region runs from base 1 to 1602 and encodes 533 amino acids. Gene Ontology annotation, biological process: DNA replication.